GGGGGGGCCAGGGGAGCGCUGCGGGGCCCCCCCCCACGCCUGGUGCCAGAGCUGGGGGACAGCACUGCGCUGUGGGGCCCUGGAGCUCUGCGCCCGCCGCGGCUGGGCCCCCGGCGCCAAGGAGGACAUGUGCGCUGACUGCCAGGAGGUCGUCACCCUGCUCCUCCGCAUGGCCAACGAGUCGGCCACCAAGGCGGCUGUGGAGGGAUUUCUGCGCCGGGAGUGCACGGCGCUGCCGGUGCCCACCAUGGUGGCCCCCUGCCAGAACCUGGUGCACGAGUAUGUCACCCUCCUCGUCACCCACCUGGAGGAACACCUCAAGCCCUCGGCCAUCUGCGCCCGGCUGGAGCUGUGCCCAGGGCAGCCGGGGGGGGUCCUGGCCGUGCCCCCCCACCUCGGGGCACCCAGCGCCCGCCCGCAGGGCGAGGACCUCCCCAUGCCGCUGCCGCUCUGCUGGCUGUGCCGCAACUUCAUCGGCCGCCUCGAAGCCUCCAUCCCCAAGGUGCCGAGGGUGGGCGGGACACAAAGGGGGGGGGGGGUCACGAAGCCGGGGCGACCCCACCCUGACGGCGGUGCCGCCCGCAGGAGGCGGCGGCGGCGGCGGUGUCGCGGUUGUGACCCGGAGCUGUCCCCGAAGCCAGGACCCUGCGCCCUGGGCCCGGCCUAUUGGUGCUCCAGCCCCGAGGCCGCCCGGCGCUGCAAGGCCCUGCGGUACUGCCAGGACCACGCCGGGCUGUAG
Molecule: messenger RNA, 739 nt
Organism: Cygnus olor (mute swan)
Lineage: Eukaryota; Metazoa; Chordata; Aves; Anseriformes; Anatidae
Gene: SFTPB
Product: surfactant protein B
Exons: 7
Coding region: 128-739 (203 amino acids)
Source: RefSeq, a predicted model, not a curated record